AUGGGCUCCAGGUUUCCAGCAACAGGUGAACAGUGUUUGGUUCUGACCUCCAGUCCUGGCAGCGUGGUGGUGACCUUCGAACUGAGGUUCAGUAAGCUGAUUGACACUGAAGAGGUGGAGCAGCAGCUGAGGGCGGGGCUUCAGGUGGCUGAGGGUGGGGCCUUGGUGAUUGACAUCAACAGCAUCCAGAUUACAGAGAAACUUGAGAAGACAACACCUACAGCAACCAGCAACAAGCCUGCAACAACCAGCAACAAGCCUGCAACAACCAGCAACAAGCCUGCAGCAGUGACGUGUCCUCCUGGUCAGACUGCGUGUUCUGACGGGUCCGGUUGUGUUCCAAGCAACUGGUUCUGUGAUGGAGUCCCCCACUGUUUGGACUCGUCUGAUGAAUCUCCCUUCUCCUGCGCAACGCCAUGUGAUGGACAGUUUGUGUUAGAGGGGCUGAGCGGAUCCUUCAGGUCGUCGCAGUCUGACGCCUACAACAACAACGUCUUCUGCCGUUGGAUCAUCAGGGUGAACAGGGGACUUUCGGCCCAGGUAACCUUCCAGCAGUUUGAGACGGAGGCGAACAUCGACGUCCUGAGGCUGUACGAAGGAGUCGGACCCAACAAGGUUCUAGCAGCUGAGCUCUCAGGCUCCGCCCCCCCUGGUACCGUGUGGCUGCUGACCGACCAAUCAACAGUGGAGUUUACAUCGGACAGCUUCAACAGUCUGCCGGGCUUCAGAGCAUCUUUCAGAGCUGCCGAUACUGCUGGGCUGUCCAACCCGGAGAAGCUCAGCUGUAGCUUCGAAGACGGAGUGUGUUUUUGGAGGCAGCAGCAGGACGAUGAAGGAGACUGGAUCAGAACCAGUGGCCCCACUUUCCCCUCAUCAACAGGUCCAAAUUCUGAUCACACCCUGGGGAACAGCUCAGGCUUCUACCUGGUCACCCCUAUGAGUCCUGGCCAAUGGGAGAAGAGAUUCUGGCUGCAGAGCCUCCCUUUGACUCCGUCCCCUCACCCCACCUGCCUGAGCUUCUGGUAUCACAUGUUUGGUGUGGACGUCCAUCGUCUCAGAGUCGUCCUUCAUCCCUCACUGCCAGACGCUGAUGCCAUCGUGCUGUUCCAGAAAGACGGUAACUAUGGUGACACCUGGAACUACGGACAGGUGACCCUAAACCUGACCUCAGACGCCAUGGUGGAGUUCGAAGCUCUGAAGAAAGAAGGCAUGUGGAAUGACAUCGCUCUGGAUGACAUCACACUGACACCUGAGCCCUGUGGCCCUGCCCCUCCGGAGCCAACCAAUGUCCCACCUCCCACCACUAUAGCGCCCAUACCACCUGACUGUGGUGGACCUUUUGAUCUCUGGGAGUCUAAUUCCACCUUUAGCUCUCCAAACUACCCCCAUUCCUAUGGAAACAUGGCCAACUGUUUGUGGACCCUGCAUGCGUCAGCAGGUCAGAACAUUCAGCUCCACUUCCUGGACUUUGAUGUGGAGGCAACCUAUGACAUGGUGGAGGUGCGGGACGGGACGGGGUCUAACUCCACCUUACUGGCUGUCCUCACUGGCAGCGCUGGCCCUGCCCACGACCUGUUCUCCACGUCCAAUCAGAUGAUGGUACGGUUCUUCACAGACAGCAGUGGUGACGGCCGAGGAUUCAAAGCCAACUUCACCUGUGGGGUGGCACUGGGGUCUCCAGCUCCGUGUGCAGUGGCUCAGUUCCAGUGUCAGACGGGAGCCUGUAUCCCUGGCAACAGCCAAUGUGAUGGCGCACUGGACUGUCCCGACGGUUCUGAUGAAGCCGACUGCGUCAAGCUGCAGGUAAACGGCUCCAGGCGGCUCCGGGUCCAGAUCGGCUCCACUCCGCACACCGUGUGUUCUGACGGCUGGACCUCUCACCUGUCGGACUUCACCUGUCAGUACCUGGGAUACAGGUCUGGAGACGCAUCUCUGCUACCAGCUCUGCCUCAGGACUCUCCGUUCGUAUACAUCAGCCUGACCAGAACCAGAACCGGUAACGGGUCACUGGAAACCAACGUGAGUGAGACAUGCAGCAGCGGGGAGGUGGUGUCUCUGAACUGCACCAACCAGCCCUGUGGGCGCCGGCAGGUGACCUGGGACCAAUCAGAGGCCAGCACACUGGACCAAUCAGAGGGCCCCACAAUGGACCAAUCAGAGAGCAGAGGACCUGCAGAUGGUGAGCACAGAGUGGUGGGCGGAGUCAAUGCAGCGAAGGGGGCGUGGCCUUGGAUGGUGUCUCUGCAUUGGAGGGGUCGCCAUGUCUGCGGCGCCUCGUUGAUCGGUAGCGACUGGCUGCUGACGGCGGCACACUGCGUCUAUGGGAAGAAUCUCCACCUGGAGUCCUGGUCGGCUGUCCUGGGGCUGCACGCUCAGUCACAGAUAUACGCUGCGGAGGUUCAGACCAGACUAGUCGAUCAGAUCAUCAUCCACAGAGAAUACAACCGGCUGACCAAACACGGCGACAUCGCCAUGAUGCGUCUGCAGCAGCCAAUCAACUUCACCCAGUGGGUUCAGCCUGUGUGUUUGGCUGCUGAAGGUCAGAAUUUCGCUGCAGGAAGGAGAUGCUUCAUUGCCGGCUGGGGCCGAGAAGCAGAAGCAGGUUCUCUUCCUGACGUCCUCCAGGAGGCGGCGCUUCCUCUGGUGGAGCAGGCUGAGUGCCAGCUCCUCCUACCUGAGUACACAAUCACCUCUAGCAUUCUGUGUGCCGGUUACCCUGAGGGCGGAGUUGAUAGCUGCCAGGGAGACUCUGGAGGUCCACUGAUGUGUGAGGAGGAUGGACACUGGACUCAGAUUGGUGUGAUCUCAUUCGGCGCUGGCUGUGCACGACCCCAGAAACCUGGAGGCUACGCCCGAGUGUCAGCCUUCGCCUCCUGGAUUGCUCAGACCAGACGCUCUUCCUCUUCUUCUUCCUCUUCCUCCUCCUCAUCUUCCUCUCCGUAACAUGGAGGACUCGGGGAAGUUUCUUAAUCAGAGCAGUAAACUUUUGA
Messenger RNA from Poecilia latipinna (sailfin molly), 2990 nucleotides. RefSeq names its product transmembrane serine protease 15 (gene tmprss15). The record is from RefSeq and is a predicted model, not a curated record. Gene Ontology annotation, molecular function: serine-type endopeptidase activity; protein binding. The transcript is spliced from 25 exons. Gene Ontology annotation, cellular component: membrane. Lineage: Eukaryota; Metazoa; Chordata; Actinopteri; Cyprinodontiformes; Poeciliidae. Gene Ontology annotation, biological process: proteolysis. Bases 1 to 2943 code for a protein of 980 amino acids.